Molecule: messenger RNA, 1739 nt
Organism: Ornithorhynchus anatinus (platypus)
Lineage: Eukaryota; Metazoa; Chordata; Mammalia; Monotremata; Ornithorhynchidae
Gene: LOX
Product: lysyl oxidase
Exons: 6
Coding region: 456-1739 (427 amino acids)
Biological process (GO): peptidyl-lysine oxidation
Molecular function (GO): copper ion binding; protein-lysine 6-oxidase activity
Source: RefSeq, a predicted model, not a curated record
CCCCGCCCUCCGCGCGCCCGCCCCCCGGCAUCAGCCCAGGGAGGACGGCGGCGACAGCAGAGGAGGGGCGGCUCUUCCCACAGCAGCGGCGGCGGCGGCGGCAGCAGCAGCCUUGGGAGAGGGAAGAGGAGCCCCGCAGCCGAAGGGGUCUGCCGGUCCGCUUGUCCGGCCCUCCGCCCGCCUGCUCCCUUUCUGUCUGCCCGACCACCUGUCUGCCCGUCUGCCUACCUGCCUGUCCGACUACCGCCCGCCCGCCUCUCCGUCUCUCUGUCUCCCGGCCCUUUCCGUCUCUGCGUCUAUUUGUCUCCCGGCCCUUUCCGUCUCUCCGUCUGCCCGUCCCCCUCCUUCCUCCCGACUGGGGUCCGUUCCCCCCUUCCCCCUCCCUCCCCGCCUCGAGGAGGAAUCGCGCCGUCACUGGCCCCGGUCCCUUGGUUGCAGAGGGAGCGCGGAGAGAGAUGUCUCUCGCCCGGGCCGCGGCUCUGCUCGCCCGGCUGCAUGUGUGCGUGCACCUGGCCUGCUGCCUGGCGGGGGUCUCGGGCCAGCAGCCUCAGCGCCCCCCGGCCCCGGCCCUAACCGCGGGCCAGAACGCCCCCCCGGCCCCGGCCCCGGGGGGCUGGAGACAACGGAUCCAGUGGGAGAACAACGGGCAACGCUUCAGCCUGCUGAGCCUGGGUGCCCAGUACCAGCCCCCGCGGCGGCGGCGGCCCCCGGCCCCGGCCUCCGGCCCCGACGCCGCCGCCCCCCCCGCCCCGCUGCCCCGCAGCCCGGUCCUGCUGCUCCGGGACAACAGCUCCGCCCCCGGGGCCAGGAGCCCGCCCGCCCGCCUCUGGUUCCAGCCCGGCUACCAGCCGUCGGGUUCCCGAGCCGGGCCGGGGAACGGGACCGGCGCCGGGAACGCGAGCGGGACGAGGACCCAGCCGGGGGCCGGAACCCCGCCGGGCCGGAGCCCGAGGCCGGCGCUGCCCCCCUCCCGGGUGGACGGCAUGGUCGGGGACGAUCCCUACAACCCCUACAAAUACUCGGAAGACAACCCCUACUACAACUAUUACGACACGUACGAGCGACCCCGGCAGAGCGGCCGGUACCGACCCGGUUAUGGCACCAGCUACUUCCAGUACGGCCUCCCCGACCUCGUGCCGGAUCCCUACUACAUCCAGGCCUCCACCUACGUGCAGAGGAUGUCCAUGUACAACCUGAGAUGUGCCGCCGAGGAAAACUGCCUGGCCAGUUCAGCUUACAGGUCAGAUGUCAGAGACUAUGACAACCGGGUGCUACUGCGAUUUCCUCAGCGAGUGAAAAACCAAGGCACAUCAGACUUCUUACCGAGCAGACCGAGAUAUUCGUGGGAGUGGCACAGCUGUCACCAGCAUUACCACAGCAUGGAUGAGUUCAGCCACUAUGACCUGCUCGAUGCCAGCUCCCACAGGAGGGUGGCCGAGGGCCACAAAGCGAGUUUCUGUCUCGAAGAUACUUCUUGCGAUUACGGAUACUAUAGACGCUACGCCUGUACGGCCCACACCCAGGGGCUGAGCCCUGGGUGCUAUGAUACAUAUGGUGCAGACAUAGACUGUCAGUGGAUUGAUAUUACGGAUGUGCAGCCUGGAAACUACAUUCUGAAGGUCAGUGUGAACCCCAGCUAUCUGGUCCCGGAAUCGGAUUACUCCAACAACGUCGUCCGCUGCGAUAUCCGCUACACAGGCCACCACGCGUACGCCUCCGGCUGUACAAUUUCUCCGUAA